Molecule: messenger RNA, 8523 nt
Organism: Symbiodinium sp. CCMP2592
Lineage: Eukaryota; Dinophyceae; Suessiales; Symbiodiniaceae
Source: the annotation of a GenBank genome assembly
AUGCAAGGAGUUGUGAUGCCUUCCCACUCCCGUCACCGGCCAGGCCUAGAGGUUGGCCGGUAUCCUUGGCGUCUCCCGCCACACGAGCGAACUCUGCAGGUUGUGGCUCAGCAGGCGCAGGUCCGCUGCACUCUACUGUGCCCGCUCACAGGCCUUCAGGGAGUCUAUGAGGUUCCCUCUCAGAGCACAUACACAGCGAUUAGACAACAUUAUCAGGCAGUCCAUGGCCAAUGGUUAGUCGACGUUGUCCCUGUGUGGCCAGCUCCGCGGGAUGAUCGGCUACUCUUUAUUCCUGAUAUCGGAGCCGGUUCUCGUUGCGUCUGCGUGGUUGCCCAGCAAGAGCAGGCCCUUAAAGCGAUCUUGGUGCCUGGCCGCUGCACUUAUGAAUGCCUACUUCGCAGCUUGCAACACUUGUCAGGGUGGCACUUUGAGCGCCUUCGCCUCCCGCCAGCUCUGCAUAAUCAGCUGCUCCUGGAUCAUGCUGCAGAACUGCAGCUUCGGAAUGCAGAUGUUUUUCUUCUGGGACCUGCGGCCGUCCCGGCAGACGCAGCAGCUACCCACAUUUCUAUUGCUAGGCCAGACCGCAUCCCAUGGGAUGUUCCAUUCACUACUGUGACCACUGAGAUAGUGGCCGUCUGGUUGCCCGACACACGUUUUCCCAUUUUCACCAAUGUCCCCGGUGGUUCUGUUUGGCUUCCAGAUACUGGAACAUUCAGUGGGGCAUUUAGUGCCCGCCAUCCUGGGCGUUGGAUCCCGGUUGCCUGGCACCCGGGACAGUGUGUCCACUUUGUUCAAGCAGCGGAUCGGAGGGGCCGGGCACACAUUCUGCAUGAAAGCCACGAAGGUGUUCUGGCCGUCAGCUUUACUAGCCGUACCUCGCGCACUGAACUGGCGGAGGAAUUCCACACCUUGCCGGAGCACAUUUCUGUCCUCGGGGCCACCCCUGACGACACUACCGCGCCUCUGGCCUUACGUGAUGGUGACAUCGUUUUCGACUCAUACUUGUAUGAACCACCUGGCCCAGCAGUCUGGAACAUCGGCGCUGCCGAUCGGCCUCAUCUACAUCGAUGGGUUGUUUUUGCGUUUGUUUGCGCUAUAGGCAGGCUGCCGACUUUCUGGGGUAUCUUGCCUUUGCUUCCGCUUGGAGCUGCCACCAGGAUUGAACGCAGCCGAUCUAGUGGUUCAGCUGCCUCCUCAGCGGACUCCUCCGCGACACUUAGUCCUCGUGCUGGGUGUUGGCGGCCAGAAACCCCGCAGCCUAUGCAUGAGGUGUUGACUCACGGCCGGGCGCACUACUGCAUUCUCUCCCCCUUUCAUGCGGGAGGCACCACCGGCUACUUCCUCCGUGAAACGUCUGGGGACGAUUUGGAUGGUCGCGUUGCUCUCUUUUGUGGGGGGUGGAGCCGGCGCCAUGUUCUUCUGGGUCCCACGAUUGCCCGUCAGCCUCUCGUCAUGCUCCCUGGCGGGCUACAGGACCUGGCUACUAUAGUGGUCCACACGGGUGAGCGUAGACAAGCCCAUCUCGUCCCCCGUCGGUUCUCGUGGCGAGAGCUUCACGCCUAUGUUAAAGUUAAGCAUCCAAAUGGGAAUCACCUGGUCUCUGCGCCGGCAGUCGCGCGAUACAGGGCACUCCCUAGUCUUCCUAUUGAUCUCCGAGAUGGCGACAGCUUUUCCUGGAGGCUAGACCCUAGCCAACCGCAUGCAGUCUCCUUACCUUCGCGGCCACGCUACGCCCACUGGCUGCCGCAUUUGGAUGCCUGGCAUUCACCAUUCGUGCUUAAGCAUGGAGCGUGGGUCUUCGUGUGGCAACCGCAAAGGGAUCCGCUCUUUCAGUGUGAACGGCGGUGGAUUCCAGCCGGCAGUGCCUGGCUCCCUGGGAUCCUACAAUUUUGCCGACCGCGUUGCGCUCCAGGAUCUGCUCGAUGGGUGCCUGUGUCCCAUUACGACGGCCGAUGCCAUUUCGUCCAGCAGUCUCCCGCGGGCUGUGCACACGUUUUAGCGUACCGACCUUUCAGUGGGUAUGAGCCUGAAUGUUGGUUGAUAGAUAAUCCUGCGUCGGCCGAAGCGGUGCCGCAAGGUUGGCAACUCGCCCAUCACAUUCAGUGCCGAACAGCUGGCUCGGCUCUCCGGGAUGGUGACGUCUUGAUUCCAGCUCCCGUUGCACCCUUGAUUCCCGCCUUGUCUGCUUUCGCUGCUAAGAGUCGAGGUUUUACCAUUUUGUUUUACCUCUGUGUUCUGGGAAGCUUGGGCCAGCCGACCUUCGCAAUGUUUGCACCUCCGGAAGCGCAACUUCAGGAGCCGGUCAGGGUCGGGAAAUUCCCUUGGCGUCUGCCCGAUGAGGACCGCGCGUUGCAUGAUUCCAUCCAGCCUGGUGACCCGGCUGUUGAUCUUACGCCCGACGACACGGUUGAAGACGCUAGAGUUGCCCUUACCGGCGCGGAGCCUGCCUGGUCACAAGACAUCAUGCCUGUUUUUCCGGCACCAGUGCCUGGGCGCCUCACUUUUGUGCCUGUUGCGCCUGCCCCGUCCCUGGCGUGUGUGCUUGUGCUGUCUGUCGAGUGGCAUCUCCCACUCCUCAUUCCUAGUCGAGCUGACAUAGUCUGGUUGCUUGGCUACCUACGCAGCCUCUCUCCCGGACCCAUUCUGUCCGUUAGAGCCCCGGUUGCGGCUCAGGCAGCUGAGAUGAGUCUUAGUGACGCUGUACACUGGCGCGAUGGAGACCUGCUACUGGCUUUUCCCACUGAUGCGGAGCACAGUGCUAUCGAUAUCCCGGUUUUCAGGGAAGAGUCGAAGCUCCUCUCUCCGUGGUGCUUUGGCGACCUGGCCGACGUCCGACUCAAGCUCAUGUUCCAUCCGGGUCACAAUGGCUUGUUGCACUCCGACAGAUACGUGACUGUGGAUCCUGCCCCGUUGGCCGAGUCCGUGCACGGUGUCUGCUGCUUGGGGAUUCCUAACUGGGUUGCCCGACACCAUUUUGCGGAGGUCUCCCACAUUGAUGGCAAUCACCCAAUGAUGGGAUGUCUGGCGACCGUCCUUAAGCCUGACAUUUGGUCCGACUUUUCCUACUUUCGGCGUGGUAUCCUCCUCUUGGGAGUCUUCUACCGGCCAUGCUCCAGGAGGUUGAGUGCUGGUGGCCAUGGCGGUCUCCCGUGCCUGAAGAAAACAUCAUCCACAUGCUUCCGCGGGACCUGCCGCAGCCUCUAUCAGGCCCUUCGGCUGCUGGACGGGCCGCGCACUCCUCAACCACCUCUGUUUCUAGCAGAGGCUGCCGAAAAGGUUUCCCUUUUCAGUACCCCUCUCUUGUUCCUAAGCAGCCUGGGACGUUCCACGGGAACUAAUCAACAUGGGUUCCUCAAGUUUGCUCUCCUCUGCUUGGUCUGCUAUUUGGCCGCGUGGGGAGCACCCUCCGAGUGGUGCAAAAUGCAAGACGGCACUUGGCACCUAAAAAUGCAAGCCGCCUGCCAGCUGCAGGCACAUCUGCAUCAGGGCUGGUGGACAGAAGGCCUGGCUGACGCCCUACCUAGCAUGCUCCCCGCAGCUUACCACUAUGCAUGGCAAGCGGAGCCCCGAUGGCAGGCAGGGCCACCUGAGUCGCUCCUGAUCGCCACUGAUGGUAGUGGGGUAGCUGCAGGUUCCUGGGCAUUCAUUGCCUGGGGCUUCUCACGCGGUCGAUGGUAUCGCCUUGGUUGGGCGGCCGGUUCACUGCCAGCGACCCCGUGGCUACCCUCUGAAGGCCAAGCCCCAGGCACCCUGCUGACCUCUUAUCUGGCUGAAUUAGCGGCACUUCAAUCCGCGGCUCAAUGGUGCACAGCUAUGUGUGACCUUUGGCAACUACGGACUGCGGCUAGGCCCAGUUCGGUUACCGUUGUGGUUGAUAAUGCCAGUGCCCUCCAGGCCGCUGCUGGUGUCGGGGCCGUUAGUACGGAGGCCUCCCGUCGAGUUAGAUCUGUCUGGCAGGCAGUCCAAGCUCGUGUUACCACGCACUUUCGGCAUGUGCACAGCCAUAUGGGCGUCAAGGUCAACACUUUGGCCGAUGCACUUGCCACGGUUGCUACUACUGGGGUACUUGAUUCUUGGAUGACUGUAGCCUCUUUCCAGGCAUGCAAGGCACACGCGGCCGACCUAUAUCCUGAAUUAUGGUUAAUCCCACGUGCUACCAUGCAUGAGAGCGAGCCAGUCUUUGUUCUCAACCCGGGUCCAACUGACUGGAUCCCACCGGCGGACGCAGCGGUUGAGUUGCGUCCUCGUCCCGCAGUUAAACCUCCCAUUGAGUUGCAGAUUUUGACUGCUAACGUUCAGUCGAUCAAGGAUGUUCGCUGCAAUCUUUUCAACCCGUCCGGCCAUGGGGCACGCAGGCAAUACUUGCUUAGUCAACUUACUCGCCUUCAAGCUGACAUCGCAUAUGUCUUCAGGAGACUCGUGCGCCAGCCGGGCGUUGGAGUACAGGCGGAUGGCUCCAAUGGCGCUCUGGUGCUGACAGAGGCCAAUAUGGCUGUGAAGUCUGGUUGCGCCCAGAUCAAGUCCAUCCUCCGCUCAAGCUCUCAGAUUGACCUUCGCAAUGCCUUGCAACAUGCACCUAAGGGCAGAGGCUUGGUCCUCGGCAUUGAUGCCAAUGGUGACUUCUGCGCACAAGAUGAGGGUGCAUGCCUCAUCGGUCCGGAGGUAGCCCGCCAUGAAGCUACGUCCAAUGAUGAACAUCUCUUCGAGUUUGCGACAUCACUUGGGCUAGAGGCACCAGCCACGUGGACGACUGUCCAGGUCGGACCGGGGUGGUCGUGGGAACAUACGAGCGGUCGUCGCAAACGUCUGGACCAUCUGCUGUUCGGAGCUGGUGCCUGGACGCACUCUCUUGCUAGUCAGGCGUGGGACUUCGAUAUUGUCAACUCCCAACGCGACCACCUGGCACUCCGUGUCCGCACCACACUGCAGCCAGCUGCGCCGAUUGGCCGGAAAUGUGUUGUCAAACGGAGCAAUGCAACUGACACCCGUGACGACGGGGCGUCUGUAUGGCAACGACUCGCUGCUCACCCUAAUGAGGCCACCAGCAGCGCUGAGCUUGUCAGUCAGCUUGUCACUGAGCAUCGGCUUUGGGUGCAAAUGCUUGCUCCGAAACGGGCCCUCUCCCCCCGUCAGCCCUACAUUCAACCGCGCACUCUCUCUUGGCUCUUUCAACUUCGGGACUGGCGCUGUCAGCUGCGGGCUGUCCAGCUAGCCGCUAAGCAAGCAGCGCAACGAUUGGUCCUACGCAGGUGGAGUCGCCGACCCGCCACAGAGCGCGCCGGCGCACGGGUGCAGCAUCGACAUUCACGGCUAUUGGUUGAGGCCAUGCGGGCACAGGAGCGCCGUCUCCAGGCCAUCGCACACUCGUAUGCCCGGCAGGAUAAACAAGCCCACUUCCUCCGCCUUACCGCUGCUGCUACCGAUCGGUGGCAUGCUGAUGGCCGUCCGCAUGAAGCCAUUAUUAAGCUCCGUUGGGCCUCUAGGCGAGCUGCGGAGCGCCGGCAAGUCUUCUCUGCAGGUGGAUUCGACAUUGAAGCCGAGCUGGAAGAGCAGUUUAGGGCGCAAGAGGCUGCCUCUAAGAUUCAGGCACCACACAUUGGUAGCGUGAUAUUACCGUGGUUGCAGGCUGAGGCCCCGUCGUGCACAGCAGCGAUCCCUACCCUACUUGCGACAGAAGAUGCCUGCAGACGGCAGAAGGGUAACAAAGCACCAGGACCGGAUGGGAUUGUUAACGAGUUUUGGAGCUGUUUUCCCGUGCAGGCGGGGCGCUGGACCUGGGAAGUCCUAACGCGCAUCGCCUUAACUGGCCGCGAGCCCCUGCACUUCAAGCUUGCGCUCUACUGCGCGCUCUACAAGAAGGGCCCUGCGGCUCUUCCUAAGAACUAUAGGGCCAUUGCGCUCCUCAACGGUAUUGCCAAGUUAUGGCAUGGCCACCUGCGUCGCACUGUCGGGCGCAAUGUCCUUCGUGGAUAUGAUUCAGCCCAGCUAGGUGGUAAACCUGGCAUCCCCGUUGGCUUUGCCAUCGCUGCCUUUCGCGCAGUCACGGAUUUGUGCGUCGCCUCACAACAUUGCACUGCUGCACUGUUCGUCGAUGUCCAAGCCGCCUAUUAUGAAGUGAGCCGGAAGCUCAUUUUCGAGGGUGACGACCUGGAGGUCCAGCACGGUCCCCGCGUAGCGGCUGAAUCGCAUCUAUCCAGCCUUGCACAUUCCUUGCGGGACAACGGUGCCUUAGCCCUGCUUGGGGUUCCUGAUGAGGAACGUCAACUCCUUCACGACUGCGUUGCCUACUCCCAUUGGCGGCUUGUCGGGUCGGAUCAUGUGUUCCUUGCCUCCAAAGGCUCCCGCCCCGGGGACGGUCUUGCUGAUAUCCUUUUCGGCGCAUUAUUCGCGGUUGCACUGCGUCAUAUCCGUAGGGCAUGCAGCGCCGAAGGAAUCACUCUCCAAGCCGCUGGCAGUCACAUCGGGGCAGACGACACCGUACUCCCCAUUGGAUGGGCCGACGAUCUUGCUAUACUUGCUGAUUUCAUGUCGCCGGCACAACUGCGGGAUCUCCUCCCACGUUUUGUGACUAUCGCCAUCACCACCCUUGAUCUUCUUAACCUCAGGAUUAACCUCGGUGCCAGCAAAACAGAGGUUAUGGUCGAUAUUAGAGGUGUAGAGGCCACCAAGAUCCGGAGUGAGCUCCUCGCUGCGCCGGCUGUCCUGCACCUGCCCAGCGGACACGAGGUCCGCAUUUCGCCUGAGUACAGAUAUCUCGGGGUGAUAUGUACUCCCCGGGAUACCGGCCGACGCGACAUGGAACUGUGCGCGCAACGUGCACAUGCAGCAUGGUCCCAUGCGAAAAGUCUCCUUACAUGCCCGCGGCUCCCGUGGCGACUGAAACAGGCAUGGGUAGGCGGCCGAGUGCUACCAGCUGCCUACGCAACCAUUGCCACUUCUAUCGCGACCUCAGCACGAGCCCUGAGCCCGCUGGUUGGAUUCUUCGAGAGGGCUGCUAGACAGCUCGUGGAAUCAUGGUCAUAUGGCCACAUGCUCAGCAAGCCUCUUCUCACUCUGCUGCUGGGCCUGUCCUCCCCGGAGGACGCCAUCUGCAUUGCGCGGGUGCGCCUCACGGUCCAACUGCUCACGCGUGCACCAGCAUGUGUCGGCAAUCUGGUUGAUGCGGUCUGGAACCGGGCUACGCCUUGGGGGCAGUUGCUCACCGAAGCCUGCCAGGAACUCGCUCAUAGCUUGCCAGGCCCCUACGAUCGCACCCGGGUGACGAGUCUCCUUGUUCGUGAUAAGGCUAGCCUACUCUUUAAGGCCUGCCGACACCUCAGCCGCUACGGCUCUGCAUACAGGGCGCUUCACCUCCUGUGGCAGGAUGUUACUGUGCAGAAGACCUCUCGGGUUCUGGGUCGUCGUAACCCCUGCACGUGCCGUCUGUGUGGCCAAUGUCUUCCGAGUGCCCAUGCCCUUGCUGCACACAUCCACAGGAAGCACUCUGUAGUCAACUGCCUCACACAAUAUACAUGUGGAACUGUGUGCCUCUGGUGCCAUGCCGACCAGCACUCCACAGAUCGUCUCAAGUACCAUCUCAAGACGUCUCCCGCUUGCUUACACGGUUUAAGGGUUGUGGUUGGCCCUGCUUACAUUUACGGGACCGGAACCAAGAGGAAAGGGCCCCGAUGCCACAGAGGCCUGCCAGCGACGCGCCUGCCCGGGCCUAUCAAUGCCACGCCGGCGCAGAGGGCAGCAGCUGAGCAGGCGCGCGAAUGCACAGAAGAUGAGCUCCGCUUGGAGCGUCUGCUGCAUCUUGGGGUUACAGAAGUCGAUGACUGGCCAGACAAUGCACUCGACCAUUUCGAUCAAGGUGCCAGCGGAUCUCUGCCGGCACCGGGUACGGAUGUCAGGCCCAACGAUGCUCAUGCACCUCUAGCGUGUGCUGCUUCCUUACAUGCAACGAGCCUGCGAUGCUGUUUCGUGAUCGAAGCCGAGCAGUUGGCUCCAAUCUUGCCUUCGGUUGUUGGUCGGGUUGUGUCACCGCGCUGGCCUGAGAUGGUGCGGCAGCCGGCGCUCUGGCGCCUUCCCACUGUCUGGCAUCGCUUGUGGAAGUUGUGGACCUCCGUUCACUCCUUUCAUCCAUGGGAUUUCGAGGCACGUUCUGGUUUCAAGUCAUUGCGUGUCGCGCUUGAUGCUACAGAGGGCCCUACUGACGGGCCUCCUAUUGCUCUGCGCGCCUUGUUGAGCGCGACGGUGAUGUUCCGUCUGAUCUGCAAGCAUGUGCAAAUGGGUGCUGCUGUUUGGAUCUGCGGACGCCCAAGUUCACUGGGGACCCGAUUGUGGCGUGACCUCCUGCCCGAUGCAGUCUUCACGUCCGUGUCACUCAGCGAAGGUCAGGUUUUUCUUGCUGCUCCUCAGGAGCUUCUCAUUCCGGCGGUAAACCACUUGAGAUCUCGUACCUCCCUCUUUGAGGCAGGUGCUGAUGAGCUCGUGGUCCGCGCUUCCUCGAUUUGUCGCUCCUUUGAGCCCGACGGGUCGUAG